This is a messenger RNA of Nematolebias whitei (Rio pearlfish), 2437 nucleotides long. It is a transcript of the gene hivep3b, whose product is annotated as transcription factor HIVEP3. Gene Ontology annotation, biological process: regulation of transcription by RNA polymerase II. NCBI's taxonomy places the organism in Eukaryota, Metazoa, Chordata, Actinopteri, Cyprinodontiformes, Rivulidae. Gene Ontology annotation, molecular function: RNA polymerase II cis-regulatory region sequence-specific DNA binding; DNA-binding transcription factor activity, RNA polymerase II-specific. Bases 38 to 2437 code for a protein of 799 amino acids. The transcript is spliced from 3 exons. The record is from RefSeq and is a predicted model, not a curated record. Gene Ontology annotation, cellular component: nucleus.
CAUUUGGACCAAUGAGGCUCAGAGAUCCUUUUAUCACAUGUCUGUGAGGUCUCCUCCUCACUCUAUGGAGGCUGAGCCCAGCCGUCCGGCUAAUGGGGAGCGCUCUGGAAGGCAAGUAUCACAGCAUGUAACGGCUGAAUCUUCAUUAGGAACCUGUCCACCUCAGCAACCCCAGCAGCCUCCCAAUCCUCGUCCUGUACACAGAGCCCUGGGCCGCUUACAAAAUCGGCAACCCAAACGUACUGACCUGCUUCGGUUACAGCAACAACAAGCAGCAGCAUGGCAACACUCAGACACACCAGGUCCCUCAGGGGGCAGUUUUUUCUCUACAACUUCAUCUGCAACCUCAUCCCUCCCUUCUACUUCCUCCACCCAGGGUGACCAUGGUCAUGGAGUGCCAUUGCACUCCAGUCAAGAGGGUCUAGAAGGUCUUAGCUCACCCAGAAAAGGGGAGAAAAAAACACAAAAACCAGGGAAAUAUGUGUGCUCUUAUUGUGGCCGGCCAUGCGCCAAACCAAGUGUUCUUGAGAAGCACAUACGUUCUCAUACAGGAGAAAGACCCUACCCUUGUGGUCCCUGUGACUUUUCUUUCAAGACCAAGAGCAAUCUCUACAAGCACCGCAAGUCCCAUGCCCAUCGCAUUAAAGUAGGUCUUGCAACCAGUCGUGAUGAGCCAAGUUUGAGUGGACCUGAGGGUAGUAGUGUUGGAGAAGAUCCUGAAGAGCACACAGAGGGAGAAAGCACUGAGUCUGAGGAAGAAACAGGCCAGCACAGAAAAUCGUCCUCUAAAGAGAUGCUCCGACAGCAGAAAAAAGGAAGUAAGGAGCGGCUGGGAGGCUCGGAGGAGAGCCAAAGACCUGAGGACUCCCAGGCUGUCAAACAAAGAUUGGCACUGAGACUUAGUGAAAGGAAACGAGGCCCCUUGGUCUCUCCAGAUGACCCUCCCUCCUCCCUUUCGACCUCGUCCUCCUCCCUUGGCCCUGGUAGUAAGGGCAGCACAGAGUCUGGUUACUUUUCUGGAUCCGGCAGUACUGACCUGUCCCAAGUUAGUCCACCUAGUUCGAGUGCCAAAACCUAUGCAGAAAUUAUUUUAGGAAAGUAUGGAAGGCUGGGAGGGCAGCAGCGCAAUCCCCACCAGCAACAACUUCAUUCUUCACAUUCCUCAUCUUCAAGAAUUGAGGAAAAGAGCAUUCCUUUUGCGGUGCCCAAAACUCAAGUAAUAGAACACAUUACCAAGCUUAUUACUAUCAAUGAAGCAGUUGUAGACACGAGUGAGAUUGACAGUGUCAAGCCCAGACGUUCUUCUCUGUCCAGAAAGAGCAGUACAGAGUCACCCAAAUUUAUUGCACCUAGAGAUCCUUAUGCAUUUGAUCCAAAAAUAGAAACUGUAGGAACCAGUGGUUUGAGACACUUCCAGAACCCUGAGGCAGAUCCAUUGGGAAUGCAGGAGCUGUCAGCAGUGCCUCUUCAUAGAAGUCACUCGUUACCAUCAUCUACUAGUCAAGAAGACCCCUUCACCUCAGUCGCCAUGUCUCCAAGAUGUUAUGGCCUUAGUCAGUCAUUUGAUGAGCAACAAGCAGUGGUAGCAGAGAUGAGAGGUGUCCAACGUACACUCAGACGCCAACCUGCCAUAGAGGUUCCUCUUGGAGCAGAAGUAAUGUUAGAGGAGGCCACUCCCACAUCACUGUCUUUCUCAUCAACAAGUACUGAAUCAGCCAAGCAGUCACAACAGCAGCAAAAGAGUCCACAUAUACUUGAAUGUUCAGUAUGUGACUCCUGCUUUCAUCGCAGUGAAGACUAUGAAGUUCACAGAGGUAUCUGUCCUGGAAGAGAACAAGAGGUCGGGCAUGCAACUAAAGUAAGCAGGGAUGACCGGCCUCUGUUGAUGCACUCUAAGUUCCGAGCACUUGCCAUGGCUGUAAGGAAGAGAAGGAAAGAGGAGAGCCUGGAGGAAGAUCCUCCUAGCCCUGGAACUGUACCCAUGCCAUGCAGUUCUACAAGUCUCAUUUCAGUUCAAAGCAGACCAGAGCAGAGCCAAUCACUUUCAGGUGCUACUUUACAGACUGAGCCAAACAAGAAACAGCAAGACAGGAAGGGUGUUUCUGUCAUCCAACACACUAGCUCUUUUGAGAAACAGGAGAGUGUAUCUAUGGAAAGCAAGGAACUGGACCUCAGAAAGAAUCAGCCAACACAACAGCCUGAGCCAAAACCAUCCCCACCCACAUCACGCCUCGUCCGUCAGCCAAACAUCCAAGUGCCGGAGAUCUUUGUUACUGAGGAACUUGAUGCUGACAUGCCCUCUUUGUCACCCCCAGUGAGAGCUUCCUCAUCUAAGCAAGUGAACUUGCACAACAGUUUUAUCUGGAUGUCCUUCCUGAUGUUACCACAGACCAUGGAGCUACCGCAGCCCACGUGUGGAGCAGAGGGGCUUCCAUAG